ACAAUAAUUUCUCUUCCCAUGAUUCCGUGCGCUCUGGACUGAAGACUUCCGAGGACGUUAGUGCGUUACCAUAAGGGCACAGUUAGACCCAUUACAAAGGACUGAAGAUGGCUGAUGUUAUUGAGGAGAAGAUCAAGAACUACAAAACGGCUCCAUUUGAUGCCCGUUUUCCAAAUACCAACCAGACACGAAACUGUUUCCAGAAUUACGUUGACUUUCACAGGUGUAAUAAGGCUCUGUCAAGCAAAGGGCAGGAAAUCACUCCCUGUGAAUGGUAUCAAAGAGUCUACAAGAGUCUGUGCCCUAUGAGCUGGGUUGAGAAAUGGGAUACACAGAUUGAGGAAGGAAGCUUUGCUGGAAAGAUCUAAAUGAUCGCUGUAAUCCACAACCCAUGAACCCUCUGUUUUGUAGAGUACCACAUAAUAUAUUAUUCCGUCUUGAUGUCUUAGUUAUUGGUCUGCAGUCUGAAGAAUAAAAGGUCAUUCAGAGUGGCAUAUGACCUCCUAAACUUUGAGGUCAUAACAUGUUCUGUGUCACUCUACAUCUAACAUUUUUGCAGUGUGCAAAAUAAAGACUCUCAAUUUCAA
Molecule: messenger RNA, 587 nt
Organism: Triplophysa dalaica
Lineage: Eukaryota; Metazoa; Chordata; Actinopteri; Cypriniformes; Nemacheilidae
Product: cytochrome c oxidase subunit 6B1
Exons: 4
Coding region: 108-368 (86 amino acids)
Cellular component (GO): respiratory chain complex IV; mitochondrion
Source: RefSeq, a predicted model, not a curated record